Messenger RNA from Candida dubliniensis CD36, 2316 nucleotides. RefSeq names its product Golgi transport complex subunit. The coding region runs from base 1 to 2316 and encodes 771 amino acids. NCBI's taxonomy places the organism in Eukaryota, Fungi, Ascomycota, Pichiomycetes, Serinales, Debaryomycetaceae. Gene Ontology annotation, biological process: intra-Golgi vesicle-mediated transport. The transcript has a single exon. Gene Ontology annotation, cellular component: COG complex. The record is from RefSeq and is a predicted model, not a curated record.
AUGGAUUUCAUAGACUUUGAUACAUUUAGUAAGGAUGUAUCUGGUGGCGAUAACAGUGUUUUCCCACAACCUCAACCUCCGUUGCCAUUACCCAUAACUUCGAAUUUAGACCAAUUUAGCAAGAAAUUAUCAAAUCUUGUACUACCUAGUAAUAUAUUAAAUGAGGACAACACUAAACUGCCAAAUGAGAUAUCUGAGGUUGAUCAUGUUAUGGAGAAAUAUGCUAAAAUGUCAAUCGAUUUGAUUAAACGAGAAACUGGGGAUGUUCAAGUUGAGGAUGAGGAGGAUUCUAACGAGUCUGCUGCUCGUACUUCAUUGUCAACGAGAUUGUCUCGAGUGCUUAAUGAUUCAUUAGGUGAUGCCAAAACUCGUGAGAUUUUUAGCAAUUUGCAAGAUAGAUUUGAUAAAGAGUCAGAUGGUUAUGUUGUUGAUUUGAUAGAACUGGGAAUUGUUGGAUCGAUGUCAAGAAAAAGAUUUAAAGGCAGAAUUGAGAGUGAAAUCAUUCGAAAUCAACUGAAUAUAGUUAAACAAUAUCAACCUAUCAUUAAACAGUUGAAACAAAUUGAAACCAAGCUUAACAAAUUAAAUGAACUUAGUGUAAAAACAAAUGAUAAAAUCCAUAGAAAUUUUGAUUUUUCCAAUAAAUUGAACCUGGAAAUUAAAGAGUUGAAUGAUAAUAAGAAAUUGAUUGGAUUAAAAAAAAAUUUAUUAAUAAGUUUCAAAGAAAAAUUUACAUUGAAUGAAUAUGAAGAAUUUGUGUUGAAUUCGGGUGACUUGAAUGACGAGUUUUUCACUAUUUUGGCUCGUGCUGAACGUAUAAAUGAAAAUUGCUCUAUAUUGUUGUCUUUAGAUAAUCCCCAAUUAGGGUUGAAAAUAAUUGCCAAAAGUAAUCACAUAAUCAAAAGAUCUAUUGACAGAAUCGUGAGUUAUACUAAUAAAACUUUGGGAAAUGUGUAUUCAUUGAGUUCAAAGUCUAGAUUGGCAACUUUACACCAAUGCUUCAAGUAUUUACAGAACAAAUUGAAUUAUUUCAAUUCUAUUGUGAAUACAUUCAGUGAAUCAAGAUCAAAAGUCUUGGUAGAUGAAUUCAACAGACAAGUACAAGGUGAUUUUGACGUUAAUGGACAAGGCCGACCAGGUUCAAUAUCUAGCGAUUCAAGACCAAUUUAUAUGACAGCACAUGAUCCAGUGCGAUUUGUUGGAGAUUUAUUGGCUUAUGUUCAUUCAGUAUCUGUGAAUGAAUCUGAAACAAUAACAAGUAUAUUUACUAUGGGUGACGAUAACGAUAAAGAGUUUGAGAAUAUUAUACAUGAUGUAAUUGACAAAAUAUUACUGUCAUUAUCUCGUCCAAUAAAAGCCCGUGUGGAACAGAUCAUUUCCACCGAGACCAAAUUAUCUACACUUGUACAAAUAUUUAAUCUUGUUGAAUUAUAUAAUAUCAUGUUUACCAAGCAAUUGGGAAAAGCAGGUAACAUUGUUGAAACUGUCAAACAAUUGGUAAAAGUGUGUCAAGAUCGUAUAUUUAUGAUUAUAUCAAAUAGAUUGGCAACUAUCAAAAACAAGAAUCUGACCAAAUUGGAUUUGAAUUUAGAUUUACAACCACCAGAAUGGAUUAUUGAGUUUUAUUCUGACAUAUUACCUAUUGUUGAUCAGAUAACAACCGAAACAAUACUAAACUUGUCCCCUGAAGAAAACGGAAACUUUUUGAAGUUGAUUAUCAAUGAACCAAUUCAAGUAUUUAACGAACAUGUUGAUCAUAACAAAGUAUUUUCUGAAAAGAAAGAUGUUUUGAUUAUUAAAUCAAAUUUCCUUGAUUUGAUAUUGUCAAAAACUAUACCAGUUUCACUACUCUCAGAAAAAGUAUUAGAGAUAAAUGAGAUGAUAGACAAGUUGACGGAAGAAAUCACCCAGUUAGAACUCAAUAAUAUGUUGGUCCAGUGUGGUCUUUAUGAUUACUUUAACAUUAUUAACAUGAUAUGCCCAUUUUCUGAUGAUUUUUUUGAAGUGUCUAUUUAUGAACCGAUUAAAGAAAACAAGUUGUACGUGAGAGAUAAUUUUGUCGAAGUUGAUGAAAAAGUGCAAGAAUUUUUCCCUAGUGCUAUGAUUGAAAUGCAACAAUCUCUUUUAAAAUUAAAUUCACCAAUUAUCGUUAAUCAAAUUAUAGAUAAUUCGUUUAUGCAAUUUGUUAAGUUCUACCACAAAUUGAAUUUGAUCAACAAAGAAUAUUUGGAUUUUUCCUUUACAUGGUCUGACAUGGAGAUUGCAACUUUAGUUGGUAUUGAAGAUGUAUAUUCGAAAGAAAUAUCAAUUAUGUAG